This is a messenger RNA of Ostrea edulis (European flat oyster), 1273 nucleotides long. Its product is annotated as M-phase phosphoprotein 6-like. Lineage: Eukaryota; Metazoa; Mollusca; Bivalvia; Ostreida; Ostreidae. The transcript is spliced from 5 exons. Gene Ontology annotation, biological process: maturation of 5.8S rRNA. The record is from RefSeq and is a predicted model, not a curated record. The coding region runs from base 61 to 585 and encodes 174 amino acids.
ACACUAGUAUUCGGAAGUCAUCGGUACUCAAAGCACGUGGAUAGUCAUAGAACUUUCAAAAUGACUAAUGUUGGCAAAUCUAGCCUUUCUAAGAAUGUUUUGCAAAUGAAGUUUAUGCAAAGAAGUGCUCUGCAGAUCGUUAAAGAAAAAUGUGAAGAAGAGAAACAGAGAGUGAUAGAUGAUGAACACUGGGUUCUAGAUUUGCCUGAAACAAAACAAAAGGAAAGUAAAUAUAUUAUUGAAACAAGCAUUGCUCGUGUUGAAGAAUUGCAGUAUGGGAGAUUUUCUUAUAACGGCUGUAACCCAGAGGUUGAGAGGUUGAUGAAAAUGUACAGUACAGAAAAAGAACUGGAGGAGUCUGAAGCCAGAGAGGAGCAGAACUCAGUCAAUGACCAGGAAAUGGCUCAGAGGUAUAAGUCUCUAUCUGAGACAAUUGCGAAAAAGUUCACCAAAAAGAGGAAACGAGCAGAGGUCGAUGAGUCGUUAAAUAAAGAAAUUCCUAGCAUUAGCGUUGAAGAGGAAACAUCAAAGGGUAAAAAAAAGAAGGCCUCCAAAAAGAAAUUCCUGAAGCCAAAAGAUGAAUGAACAUUGGAGCUAAUUAUAACAAUGGCUACAAAUCCAUGCUCAAAAUAGAUACCAGGAGCAGAUACAAGGGGCCCAUGUACAGUGUAUUUCAAAUUAGUGAUUUAGAUGAAAUUAGGAUCACUAUUAGUGGUUUAGAUGAAAUUAGGAUCACUAUUUUCAACAAGGACUGUGACUGCUCCAACACAAAGGUAAAGAUUGGUGGUGUGUGAUCAUUUCUUAAUGCAUACACAAUUCCAAAAGCAUCAUGCAUUGUAUGCUAUCCACAAAUGAUGUGAUACAAUUUUAACACCAAGUCUAGAUGAAAUUUUUCUUGUGAGAUUUUAAAUAAAUGAACUUUGUUGUUUUAAUCACCCUUCUCUAAACAAGGAUGAUCCGCUCAAUGUUUUAUCUUACAAAGUGAGACAAAGAGUGAAAUGCUACCCUUGACUAGUGAAGAUUUUUAUAUUUCCAAAAAUUAUUUUACAUAGCUUUUAUGUAAAUGAAAUAUACCAUAUAUGAUAUGUAGGGGCAUGUACAUUUAUUUAUUUUAAAAAGAAUGGAAUGUGUACGUGAAUUUAUGUAUAAAAUUAUUCUGACAUGUAUGAAAUUGUAACUUGUACUAUAUUCUAUAUAUAUUCAUGAUGUGUAUAUAUCUUGUAAUAUAUGUCUAAAUAUUGUUAAGUUUUAAUUAAAAAAAUUUUAAAAUGCU